Molecule: messenger RNA, 3267 nt
Organism: Perca flavescens (yellow perch)
Lineage: Eukaryota; Metazoa; Chordata; Actinopteri; Perciformes; Percidae
Gene: ncstn
Product: nicastrin
Exons: 17
Coding region: 262-2367 (701 amino acids)
Biological process (GO): protein processing; Notch receptor processing
Cellular component (GO): plasma membrane
Source: RefSeq, a predicted model, not a curated record
GAAUUACUUUGGUCCUUUAAAUGAAUGGAUGGAAGGAAAGAAAAAAGUUUAUUAAAUUUAUUAUAUAUACGUAUGUUUUAUUUUACCAGACCCGGAGCUUUAGAAAUACAUAAAAACUUGAUUACUCCCGUUGCAGAGAUCCAGAGCUGCCAUUUUGAAUGAGUCCGUCUCCUUUCAGGGGAGCGGAACAAAACUGCGGAACCCGGACGUUUUCCAUGUCAACACCUACUGUUGUGUUGUUCUGCUUUUUAAACCAGGAAGAUGGAUUUGCUGUCGAACAAAUGGAUCGUUAAUUUGCUAGUUUGUUGUCUUUUCAUCGGUGUCGGCUGUAAUUCAGUGGAAAAGAAGAUUUAUGUGCAUCUCAAUUACACUGUCCCAUGUGUACGACUGCUCAACGCAACACAUCAAAUAGGCUGCCAGUCCCAUUUGUCAGGUAAUGUGGGAGUGCUCCAUGUGCUCGAGUCCGAGGAAAACGUGGACUGGGUCCUGCGCUCUGGUCCCAAUCCUCCUUAUCUGGUUAUCCUGGAAUCCCCGCUCUUUACCAGAUCCAUCAUGAUGAAGUUGAAGAACGCCUCCAGCAGGGUGGCUGGCGUUGCUGUUGUGGCGCCGAGUGCAAAUCCGCUCGAGGGCGUCUCUCCACACACCACCUGUCCCAAUGAAAACACAGGCGUGUAUACAGAAAAGUACGAUCCAUCCUUGGCCCAUUGUAACGUGACCGUGUGGAACCCGUUGGGAAGCGGUUUGUCCUACGAGCAGUUUGACUUCCCCAUCUUCUCUUUGAAAGACGACAAUGACACUCAGGUCAUACGGCAGUGUUACAUGGACCAUAACCGCGCUGUGAACGGUAGCAGUCCUCAGUACCCGCUGUGUGCCAUGCAGCUCUACUCCCACAUGUCCGCAGUCACCGACACGGCCACCUGCAUGAGGAGAAAUGACAUCAACUUUAGCAUCAGCCCAGAGAUGGUUUGUGACCCAUUGGGUGACUAUAAUGUCUGGGCCUCCACCAGGCCUAUUAACAACACAGCCAAGGGCCACAAGAUGUGGGAGAGUGUGGUCAUAGCAGCAGCCAGGUUGGACAGCAGGUCUUUUUUCUUUGAAGUUGCUCCAGGAGCCGAGAGUGGAGUCUCUGGGUUUGUCACUCUGCUGGCGGCCGCUCACGCUCUGCGAAAUCCCAUCCAGGUGGCCCCACCCAACCGCACCAUUCUCUACACCUUUUUUCAAGGGGAAACCUUUGACUACAUCGGCAGUUCGAGGAUGGUGUACGAUAUGCAGAACAAUCAAUUUGCCGUGGACUUGGACAAUGUUCACUCAGUAUUGGAGAUAGGACAGGUGGGACUUCGUGCUAACUCCAAACUGUGGCUUCACUCUGAUCCUGUGUCUAGAAAGAACAACAGUGUCAAUGCAGAGGUGAUGAAGCUCAUUGAAAGCUUGCAAUCGGCUUCCGCAGGUUUGAACGUCACGGUGAACGAGACCGGUUUCUCUCAGCCACUCCCGCCCUCGUCCUUCCAGCGGUUCCUGCGAGCUCGGCCAAUCCCCGGUGUCGUUAUCGAGGAUCACCAGUCUGCUUUCACCAACAGGUUCUACGAGAGUAUGUACGAUAAUGCAGAAUACCUGAACAUAUCUUACCCACCAAACCUGACGCCAGAGGAGCAGCUGGUGUCAGUCACUGACACCGCUAUGGCUCUGACUGAGGUGGCCACCAUGGUUGCCCGGGCUCUGUACAUACAGGCAGGAGGAGCUGAAACCCAGCUGAAAAACAUCAACGCAGACCGUAACAUAGUGACCCGGAUGCUGUACGGUUUCCUCGUUCGGUCAAAUAACUCCUGGUUCCAGGAACUAAUCCCCUCUGACCUCAUGAGCCACCUGGCUGACAGGCCCACAAACUUCUACGUGGGCGUGGCCCAGCAGUCCAGCGAGCCGACCCUUCUGGUCAAGUACCUGCUGGCUAACCUGACCGGUAGCCCCACCAACAUCAGCCAGGACAACUGCCAGAACCAGCGAGAAGACGAGAAGGACACAGAGAGCAAACAUAUGUACUCCUACAUGUGGGUUCAAGGCGCGUCGCCUCCCAACAGCACAAAGAGGGAGGGCUUCUGCGUGCGCUCCACGGUCCGUCUCUCCAAAGCGCUGUCCCCAGCCUUCGACCUGCGGGAGUACACCUCCAAAGACUAUUCGACGUGGACGGAGUCCCGGUGGAAGUCCAUCAAAGGACGCAUAUUCCUGGUGGCGAGUCACGAUCUGGAGAUGUUGACGCUGGGCGUGGGUGUCGCCGUGCUGCUAGCAUCCCUGCUGCUGACGUACAUCAUGAGCUCGAAGGCCGACAUCCUCUUCAGCUCGGGGAGGGAGCCGGCCAACGCCACCUACUGAUCCAGACUGAGGCGACGCCGGCCCACCACCACCACCACUACUACAACUACUACUUCUAUCCCAAGCAGACAUGGACGGGGCCUUUUUUUCUUUAAAACGCACCACAAGUAGGUACACAGACGGGUUAGAUACAGCAGAUACAUUUUCUUUUUGACGACGACGAUGACGACUCCAUGUUUAUGGACUCGCUCAGGUGAGGCAUGGCAUGAGGACUGGACCGGACUAGAUUGGCCUGGAUGGAUCUGGACUCCUCAGGGUCCGAAAACCCUUUUCAGGCCCUGUCAGUUGAAAAGAUGUUUAUAUUUUUUUUGUUUUUCUUCCUUUUUAUUGUCAAAGAAUGUUUUGUUUACUGUGUCAUGGGAUAGGCACUGAACAUUGAGCAUUAUUUUGAGCGUGUGUGUGUAUGAUUGUGAAUAUGUAAAUUUGACUGUGUGUGUGCGUGCGUGCGCGCGCCUGUGUGUCCUAGGAUUGCGAUGGUAUGUGCAAUACUGUCUUCUCUGUCAACGUAGUUAACUUAUCAAUCAAUUCUAAUAAGAAGAAACCACUUUUUGAGUCACUGAUCAAGUCGUAGAAUUUAAAUUUAAGGUUUUGCUAAAUCUGGGAAUGUGUGGUAAAGUAUUUUGAUAAGCUUUAGGUUCUGGGAUGUUGACAAACCAUCCUAAAUAUUUAUAUUGUUCAGUCCCAGUACACAUAUAACUACAUGUGUAUGUAGUUGUAGACCCACUGCAGUUUCACAUAUUGUGAUAUUUGUGUGGAGAAGAAGAAUUCCGAAAGGAAUCCGGCGUGGCUAAUAAACUUUUAUUUCAUAUCGAUCAGCUGCCAAAAAAAAACAACUGUCAAAUCCAGUCAGAAAAUUCUUGUUUUGACACUAGAAAUGCCCUGGUACUCUUGCUGUGCACU